UUCUAAUUAUUAGCAACAAGUAAAUGAAAUAGUCGAUAAUGGAUUUGAGUAAAGUGAAAGUUUCAUUAAAUCCACGAGAAAAGGCCGAUUUGUUUUCAGUUCUAAUUUGGUGGUGGACAAUAGAAUUAUUUAAGAAAGGCUACAGUAAAACAUUGACAUUUUAUGAUUUGUAUGAGCCUUUGAAGAACGAUCGAUCUAAAUUUCUAGGAGCUAAACUGAAAAGGCAUUGGAAUGCAGAGUUAAACAGAGCAGAGAAACGGAACAACAAGCCAAGUUUGUUCAACAUUAUUUUACUCACUUUUACAAAAGAAAUUCUACAUUUAGGAAUUCUUCAUUUCUUUCUUGACAUCAUAUUCAGCUUAGGGUUGCCAUUAAUCCUGGGAUUACUACUGCGAUAUUUCAAGCUUCGAUUGACAUCAUCGUUCGAAGAAGCUUUAUUUUACUUCAUAGCGUUUAUCGCCACGAACAUACUUACAAUAAUGUUAAACAAUCAUCAGUCCUUUCAAGCGAAGCAUCUUGCCGGAAGAAUACGCAUCGCCAUUCGCUCAUUGAUAUACAACAAAGCAUUGAAGCUAAAUAGCGCAUCGCUUGGUGAAACGUCGAGUGGAAAAGUAAUAAAUCUAUUGGCAAACGAUGUCGGUAGAUACGAUCUCAUCAUUGUCUUUUUGCACACAAUUUGGACUACGCCAAUUGCAACUCUUAUCGUUGCUUACAUUCUGUAUAAAGAAGCUGGUAUCGCCGGUCUGAUUGGAAUAGGCAUUAUGCUGACAACAGUUCCUGUCCAAAUAUUUACUGGCAAAUUAGCGACAAAGUAUCGAUUGGAAACAGCGCUAAAGACGGAUGAGCGAGUUCGUCUCGUGGAUGAGAUAAUAUCGGGCGCACAGGUGAUAAAAACAUACGCAUGGGAGCAGCCGUUCCACGCACUCGUGAAACUUGUUCGAUUCUUAGAGCUCAAGGUCAUUGGGAAAAGCUCUCACAUUCGCGGUCUUUUUAUGACGACUUUUCUCAGCAUAACGCGCGUAGCUCUUUAUUUUACGAUCAUGUCGAUGCUGGCGUUAGGCGAGGAUUUGGCCAUAGACAGGAUCUUGGUGAUUGCAACAUUCUACAACAAAUUAUCCUUCUCAUUGACCGGAAAAUUCGUGAGGAGUUUCGACGAGAUCGCCGAAUGCAAGGUCUCCGCUGAUAGGAUCCAGUCCUUUCUUUUAAUGAAGGAAUUCCGGACAUACAAUGUCGUCGGCAAAGUGCCAUUAAAGACCGACAAAUCCAAAAAAGCCAAUAGCGUCGACAAUCGCUCGUGCAAAAUUAUUAUUGUAAGGAAGGAUAGAAGAGAGGCGUCGUGGUGCAUAAGAUUAAAAAGCCUUUCGGCCAAAUGGUGCCCGAGCCAAUCGCACAAUACUUUGGAAGACGCGAGCUUGGAAUUGGAGAAGGGCAAGCUUUACGUGGUCUUAGGUGUCGUCGGCUCCGGGAAAAGCUCCUUCCUUUCGGUGAUCCUCAAUGAGAUCGAGUGCGUCGGGGGCACGGCCGAGGUGUCGGGGAGCGUCAGCUACGCGGCACAGGACGCCUGGAUAUGUGGAGCAAGUGUUCGUCAGAAUAUACUAUUUGGCCAAGAAUUUGAGAGGCGAAGGUACGAGAGAGUGAUCGAGGUCUGCUCACUGGUCGAGGAUUUUGCUCAGCUCCCCGAGGCCGACCAGACGCUUUUGGACGAAAAGGGCAGUUCGCUGUCCGGGGGUCAAAGGUCUCGAAUCAGCUUGGCCAGAGCCGUUUAUCGACAAGCCGACAUUUAUCUGCUGGACGAUCCCUUAAGUGCGGUAGAUGCGCGAGUCGGCAAACACUUGAUCGAAAAUUGCAUAUUGGGAUAUUUACGGCAUAAGACUUGCAUUUUAGUGACGCAUCAAUUGCAAAAUCUAGCGGACGUCGAUGGUAUUAUAUUUUUUGAUCAAGGAAAAAUACAGUUUUAUAAGUAUUAUCAUGAGUUAUUAAAAGUACAUAAAGAGUACAAUAACUUUAUCAUGCCAAAGCUAAAUCGUAAUUUGAAUGAAAAUGUUGAAAUUACCGAAGCAGAAAGCCGUUUUACAUCAAUUGAAACUAAAGUAAGGAGGAUAUUUUGCUAUUCCUAUGUUAAUUUUGAAAAAACGAAUGACAAUUCCUUAACUAUUAAUAGUGUCAUUGAAAAUUCAUCAAAAAAUGUUAUUAAAGGCAGUAUAUUUUUAAAAUAUUUCCAAUCAAGUUCUCGAUUAUGUAUCGCAAUUUUAAUGGCUGCGUUAUUUAUUGUAACACAGUUCCUUAUUGGCCUUAAUGAUCUUUACGUAUCAAAUAUAGUUUUUUUUACAUCUAUCGCUAAUAUCGAUGAAGCAGCAAUUGUCGCGCAAGGGGAUGUAAAUAUAAUCCGGACUUACAUCUACCUUUACACAACGAUUGUCCUGGCGAUAUUUGGCAUUGGACUCUUACGCUCUUACCUCUUCUACAAUGUCUGCCUACGCAAUAGCAAAUGUCUGCACGACUCGGCUCUCUCCGCUAUCCUGCGCGCACCAAUGCACUUCUUCGAGGUAAACGCGAGCGGCCGAAUCCUCAAUCGUUUCUCCAAGGACAUGGAUAUAAUCGACAAUCAAUUACCGAGAACAAUGCUUGAUUCCGGCCAAGUGUUGUUAACAAUUACCGGUGCCUUCAUCAUUACUUGUAUGGUGAAUCCUCUCUUUCUGAUACCAGCGAUCGUCAUUGCUUACGUCACUUACUGGAUCAAGAGGAUUUAUUUAAAAACAAGCACGAAUCUCAAACGCUUAGAGGGAAUGACUAGAUCGCCAUUAUUUACUCAUCUCAAUAUAACUCUCAAUGGAAUCUCUACAAUAAGAGCAUUUAAGGCGCAAUUGAAUUUCAAAGAGGAAUUCGAUAGAUUUCAAGACAAUCAUACAUCAUCCUGGUUUCUAUUCUUGGCAUGUAACGAAGCCUUCUCUUUUGCAUUGAACCUAUGCACUUUUCAUUUUAUAAUAUGUAUCAUCUUUAUCUUACUGAUGUUUAAGCAACACUUUAAUAGUGGCGAUGUCGGCCUAGCCAUUACCCAAAUGAUAUGGGUAACAAGUAUGGUUGAGUGGGGAAUGCGCCAGAUGGCUGAAAUAAAUAAUCAGAUGAUGUCUGUUGAACGAAUUCUUGAGUAUACGCAGAUUUGUCCAGAGGACAAUCCAGACAAGAAGUUAAAAGUGUCUAAAGAGGAGGGUGAAGAAAACGAAAAAAGUUUAAUAAUUUCACCGGCUAAUACAUUAAAAUGCUGGCCAAGUAAUGGUAUUAUUACCUUUGAUGAUGUUUUUUUAACAUAUGCUGAAAAUAAUAAUCCAGUAUUGAAAAAUUUAAGCUUUCGGAUUAGUGCUAUGGAAAAGAUUGGUAUUGUCGGAAGAACCGGCGCUGGUAAAUCAUCGAUAAUAUCUGCGAUCUUUAGACUCGCUCGAGUAAAGGGUCAUAUUGAAAUUGAUGGAAUAGAUACCGAAAAACUUUCAUUGAAAGAUCUCCGAAGUCGGAUCUCUAUAAUUCCCCAAGAUCCUGUAUUAUUUUCCGGCACACUGAGAUAUAAUCUCGAUCCGUUGAAUGAAUUUUUCGAUCAGGAUUUAUGGAAAGCACUGGAUGAAGUAGAACUGAAAGACACGAUAUCUUCAUUUGAAAAUGGUUUGAACUGCCGAGUAAUAGAGAAAGGCACGAAUUUUAGCAUUGGACAAAGACAGCUCAUCUGUUUGGCAAGAGCGAUUUUAAGAAAUAAUCGUAUAUUAGCCGUUGACGAGGCCACAGCCAAUGUCGAUGCACAAACUGACAUUCUCAUUCAAAAAACCAUCAGACAAAAAUUCGCUACGUGCACUAUUUUGACAAUAGCGCAUCGCUUGAACACGAUAAUGGAUAGUGACAAAAUUAUGGUCAUUGAUAAGGGGCAUUUGAUCGAAUUCGAGCACCCAUAUGUAUUACUUCAAAAGGAAAAUAGUCACUUUAGUUCGUUGGUUAAGGAGACUGGUGAAUUUAUGUCCCAACACCUAUUCAAUUUAGCCCAAGAGUGUUAUAAUAAAAAAUAUAGUAAGAACAUGGUUGUUGAAAAGUAA
Molecule: messenger RNA, 4076 nt
Organism: Ceratosolen solmsi marchali
Lineage: Eukaryota; Metazoa; Arthropoda; Insecta; Hymenoptera; Agaonidae
Product: probable multidrug resistance-associated protein lethal(2)03659
Exons: 17
Coding region: 39-4076 (1345 amino acids)
Biological process (GO): transmembrane transport
Cellular component (GO): membrane
Molecular function (GO): ABC-type transporter activity; ATP hydrolysis activity; ATP binding
Source: RefSeq, a predicted model, not a curated record